AUGGAAAAUACUGGUGAAAAGAGGCAGAUUGCCGUCAAUUUAGAGCAUAGUACUGGCGGGACGACACUUCAUACCCAGGUUCACCCAUCUCUACCGACAGACAGAGAUAAAACCCUGUCAUUUGAAGUGACGGAUACCGGGUGGGAUAGGGAUCAGAUUCACCCAAAAGACUACGCCGUCGAUGGUGUGAGAAAUGAAGACGCAUGGCUUCUCAUACGAAGAUUCAACAAGCGAGUAUUUCACCUCAAACAUGUCCCGAAUCAUCCUGAAGAUGAGUUGGAUCUUAAUGUGGCUGAAGACGAGCAAUUCUCACCGAAUAAGUUGAGAGCGCAGCUUGAGAGACUUUACAUGGGAGCAAUACUUGGGUUCAUCAUGUUCAGACAACAUCUCUCGCGCCUUCAAUCAUGGCGUGAACCAAGACGAACAGGUGCAUUCUGCAUAACGUAUUUCACAGCUUGGUACUUGAACUUCCUCAUGCCAACAUUCCUCAUAACCCUCCUAUCAAUCCUCCUCUCCCCAAAAAUCAGAGAUACUUUAUUCCCACCUUGUCCACCCUCCCUAGUCCACUACCAAGGCGGCCACUUGAUCAAACCCGCAGCAGGAAUUCUAGGAACAACAGACUCAGCUACAGGCGCACCGGAAAAUCUCAAAGGAGAAACCCUUGAGCGAGAGGCAAGUAACUUUGCAACAGGCCUCGUAGCUCUGUCCAUCAAUAUCUUCGUCGAUAAAGACCCUCAGCACGAUGAAUCGCAGCGGGGAGGUGGGAAGACUGCAAAUUUACCAGAUCCGAGAAUCAUGGCUACAAGAAUCGCUACUGCGAAGGACAAGGCUGCUGGUAUCGAUAAGCCCUCGUGGGAUAAGACGAAGUCGCCUAUGCAGGAACUUAUGUGGAGUCAGAUGAGACCGCUCAUGCAUUGGAUAUGUCGGUUUUGCAAUAUCUGGGAACGAAGUGCAAAACGAGUUUCUCAGUAUCGGAUUAUCAGAACUAUUCUUCCUGUUCUGAUACUAUCGAUAUUUGUAUCACCUUAUGUUUUUUACAGAGUUGGUACAUUGUGCUUUGGAAUUGCUUUCUUUGGAAGUAUUUCUUUGAGAACAUCAUACAACUUAUCUAAAUCUCUGAUGACAAAGUAUAACACCCAUAUCCAUGAUUUCAACAUCGCUGACGUUGUUAGAAUCGCAUUCAAAGGAAUUCCAACAGAUUCCCAACUCACAAUAACACUCCUCCGCAAAGCCGAGCGAAACAAAACACCACUCAUACCACCACCCGCUCUUAAAGGGCCCCCGCCUGAAGAACCGCACAUUCUAGACGAUACUGUAAUCAGUUCAUCAAACAACGACACCCCUCUAGGCGCAGCCCCCGCCGAAAUCAACGCCGCGGUACAAAAGGACACAGGCGUCAUCCAAAACACAGGAGGCGAUGAUCACGAAUCCAGCAAGUCGGGAACCGGCGGUAAGAGACGUGGCAAACUACUAAGUGUGGUUAAACCAAUCGCUCAAGCAGCUGCAAAGACUCUUAUCAGUGUUGAUAAAGUACGCGCGAAAACGGGGUCUGAAUCAGCUAAGAAUCGCGUCGGGGCUACUUCUCCGCGUGAGGAACCGCCUAUUGCGGGGCCUGUGGAAUUUACAUGUCGAUAUCGUGGUGAAAGGGGAUUCGUAUACCUCACCACGGACUCUGUAUCACCUGCUUUAUGUUUUUGCAAAAAGACACCAGCAUCCCCCGAUGUACAACCAGACUGGAUCAUCCCUGUUUCUGAAAUCAUUACCCUGAAUAAGUACUCUGGGUAUGGGGCCAAGGCAAAGUUAGCUGCAGGAUGGGCUUUAGAAGAAGAUAUUCAUGAUGGAUUGGAGGUUGUCGACGGGAUGGGGAGGGGGUGGCUUGUUACGGCUUUGAGUAGGAGGGAUGAGCUUUUCAAUAGGCUUUGUGCUGUUGGGGAUCAGAAGUGGGAGAUUUGGUGA
This is a messenger RNA of Fusarium coffeatum, 1956 nucleotides long. RefSeq lists its product as uncharacterized. Bases 1 to 1956 code for a protein of 651 amino acids. The transcript is spliced from 5 exons. Lineage: Eukaryota; Fungi; Ascomycota; Sordariomycetes; Hypocreales; Nectriaceae. The record is from RefSeq and is a predicted model, not a curated record.